AUGGAAAAGGCAACAUGUAGAUUUCCAAAUUGGGUUUCUACGAAAAUUGUCGAUUUUUAUGCAGAACAGGGUAUAAACUAUUUGUUCGACUGGCAACUGGAUGUACUAACAGAAGCAAACGAGUCUACCAAUCAACACCUAAUAUUCAGCGCACCAACUAGCGCAGGAAAGAGUAUAGUAGCUGAGCUUCUAGCAUGGAAGGUUGCUUCAACAGGAAAGAAGGUCUUAUUCGUACUACCAUACAUCUCCGUCGCACGAGAAAAACUUCAUCAAAUCCAAAGGUGUUGGAGGAGAGAUGACAUCGCUGUUUGUGGAUUCAUUGGUCCCCAGGCGUCAAAUCCAAACGAAUGGAUUGGAGCUGUUUGCACAAUUGAAAAAGCUGCUAGUCUGACAAAUCGAGCACUUUCUGAGGAAUGGUUUAAUGAAAUUGGAAUGAUGGUUGUGGAUGAGAUGCAUAUGGUUUUUGACUCCUCAAGAGGAGCCCAUAUCGAACACAUGCUCUCGAAAGUUCUUUUAUGGAAUUCAAUGAAUUCUGAAGAGAAAAUUCGAAUUAUUGGAAUGAGCGCUACGAUUCCUGAGUUGAACCGACUGGGAGAAUGGUUAGAAAGCGGAAAAGUUUGUGAAGCUAAUUUUCGGCCAAUCAGAUUGAAUAAUCAUAUAAUAAUUGGAUCGGAAAUGAAAAGGAUUGGUUCUGAAGAGAGUGUUCGUGAAUUUUCGGAAGAUCCAUUAAUCACUCUAGCCAAGGAAAGCUUCCUUGAGAACCAACAAACUCUAAUAAUGAUUUCUUCGAAGUUGGAAGCCGAGAAGACCGCGCUAAACAUUGCUAACCAUUUCCAUGAGCUCAAAUUGCUGGAUGAUUCUAUGAUGGAGCGAUUGAGAGAACGCGCCGAUGGACUGUUAUUCAUCAAGAAUGGCCUAGAAAGACAUGGAUGCAAAGAUCGGAAUGUGAUGUCUGCAUUAGCAUGGGGAGUUGCUUUUCAUCAUGCUGGAUUGACGAUGGAAGAGAGAGAAUGCAUUGAAAUGGGAUUUCGAGAGAAGAGCAUUAUCAUUUUGGUUGCAACGAGCACAUUGGCUUCAGGUGAGAGCUACAGAAGCACUUUCCAUCUUUUCUGA
Molecule: messenger RNA, 1113 nt
Organism: Caenorhabditis briggsae
Lineage: Eukaryota; Metazoa; Nematoda; Chromadorea; Rhabditida; Rhabditidae
Exons: 3
Coding region: 1-1113 (370 amino acids)
Molecular function (GO): ATP binding; nucleic acid binding
Source: RefSeq, a predicted model, not a curated record